Messenger RNA from Mya arenaria, 9841 nucleotides. RefSeq names its product baculoviral IAP repeat-containing protein 6-like. Gene Ontology annotation, biological process: negative regulation of apoptotic process. The record is from RefSeq and is a predicted model, not a curated record. The coding region runs from base 76 to 2928 and encodes 950 amino acids. Gene Ontology annotation, cellular component: nucleus. The transcript is spliced from 30 exons. Gene Ontology annotation, molecular function: ubiquitin conjugating enzyme activity; cysteine-type endopeptidase inhibitor activity. NCBI's taxonomy places the organism in Eukaryota, Metazoa, Mollusca, Bivalvia, Myida, Myidae.
CUGUUGUGAAAAAAUAUUUGUUUCACGAUGAUAAUUAAUGGAAAUUUGGUAUAAAUAUUGCAUGACAACAGGAGAAUGGCGUGUAGCAUGUCAGAAGAUGUUGCCACAGGUGUCAGCCGGGAAGUUGACGAGUGGUUAUUGUCAAACAGUGAUGGAAUCCUUAUUUUGCUAGAUGUUGCUGGAGAUGAUGUGGAUAAAUGUGUAGUAAAUCUGCUGCUUGGUUCUGAGUAUGAAGUCAAACUGCAUGUGCCAUCAGGUUACCCUAACAAUGAAGACUGCUUCUUAGUGGAGUCAGAAUCAGUCAUUCAGACAUGGACCAUUGCUUUGAAUGAGUUUUUACUGGACAAGGGGAACAGGCUAAAAAUUGCAGAAGUUUUGGACAGAGCAGUGGCAUUAUUUUCUGUCAGAACCAAAAACAAGCAUGAGUCUUCAGAGGAUGAAGACAUGGAAGAGGAGGAAGAAGAGGAGACUAUGGACGAUACCCUGGACCUGGAUGACGAUGACACUUUCACCACAGCUUGGGAGUUGAAGGUGGCUCGAAAAAAGAUGAGAUGGGCCAAACAGGAGCCUAUUGUUAGAGAAAUGAUGAGGAAAAAGCGACUUGAACAAGGUUUGGAUAUGAGGAAGCAGUCGUCCCAGCAGAUAUUCACGAGUAACGCACCGUCUGGUAUCCUCACAAACGACCUUGUUAAGAUCAUGGAAUGUGAACAGGAGUGUGGUUUCUCGGCAGAGCCCAUUGAAGACAAUAUCUACCAGUGGCGUGUGAAGCUGGCACAGUUUGAGGAGGGAAGCGAUCUUGCCAAAGACCUUGCAGAAAUCAUGAGGCGACAUGGAUAUGACUAUAUCGAGAUGGAGAUGAUGUUUGAGAUAGAUCUGUUCCCAUUUUAUCCACCAUUGGUGAAAGUUUUAAGACCAAGAUUACAGGGUUGUAUGAUGCAGCGAAUCACUAACAUAGAAUUCCUCCAACUAUCGUACUGGUCCCCAACAAAGGACAUGAAGUCAGUUAUCGAGGGUAUUCGGGACUUCCUGCAGCAGUGGGCGCGUAUCGACGUGGACCACGACAGGAACGACCUCUCUCGAUGUCCAUACCUCUAUAUUGAACAUCACCUCCUUACUCUUACACAGGUGAGUGAGAUGACACCCAGGGCUAAUGACAAGUAUCGGCUCGGGGAAGAUAAAAUUACGGAACUGAAAAACACAGCCAGAAGCCAACAACAGAAAACAAGCCAGGAAAAAGAAAAGGAUGAAUUUUGGGCAAAGGGAGUUGGAUAUGGGCACGUUAACAGACCAGGCUGGGAUAUAGACGCUUACCUGGCCGCCAACAGGGAAAAAGACAAUAAGAUUGAGUCAGCAUUACGAGACAUUGUGAAAGAGCUUAAGAGACUGCCAGCAUGCCAAACCACCACGGAGAUAGCAGCCACGUCGUCCGUGUACGAUGUUGCAGGGACCAGCAGUAUGGAUAUAACCCCGCCUCCUGGGAGCGGGGAUUUUAUUCAUGACAUCUACACUGUACUGGAGGGCUCUGUGCUUAUACCAUUCAUUGAGCAACAUUUGAAGGAGAAUUCUUUACUAGAGAUCAGCAGACAUGCUUCAGUCUACACUGUGAUUAUCAGUUUGAUACGAGAAAUAGCAUAUCGUAAAGAGUUACUGCCCUUGUUAUGUUGGCUGGAUGGACAGACACACUCCCUGUACCAGUAUCUUGAACAGCUGAAUGACAAGGCCAGUAUAAUGCUAAAGCAGAUCUCCAAACCAUCCAACGGUCAUCUCCCAGAGAGCACGGGCGCUGACAAUGACAUUUAUACGGAUACAGACUCGGACAUAAGUGAUGCGGAGGUACAGGACUGUAUCACGGCCAACGUGAAGUACAUGUGGCAGAAACACCAGGACAUUGCGGCAUACGUCAGACGGACCAACAGACAGCCCAUGAAGGGCCCAAGUGCUGACCCAGAUAUGGAGGAAAAACUGGCUAAGGAGAUCGGUGAACUGUUCAAACUAGUUAAAUUGUGCCUUGAGAGAGAAGAUCUGAUUGGUCGAUGCUCAUGCCCUCCAAUCAAUGGGGAUGCGGCAGCCAGUGGGGAUGCCCCUAAUAACCAUGUACAAAAGUACACCGCUGCGGAGAGCCAGUACCGGGAAACCAUGAAGCCGCUACUCUUUGAGUCAAGCACCAUCCCUGUAAGCGGGAAACACUGCCAUCACUAUGCCAAACAUCUUACUAGUCAGGCCACAUCAAAACAACAGGUGAUUCGGAUUGCCCAGGAGCUUUCAUCAUUGUCGUCUUCACUGCCACUGAAUCUGUCUUCAUCUAUAUUUGUUCGCACGGAUGAUGAAAGAAUAUCAUUGAUGCAAGCGCUAAUAACAGGGCCAGAAGGUACCCCCUACUCCAAUGGCUGUUUUGUGUUUGACAUAUUUUUUCCUGCUACCUAUCCAAUUGUUGCACCAAAAGUUAACCUUCGAACUACAGGGAAUGGCACUGUUCGUUUUAACCCAAACCUUUACAACUGUGGUAUGGUGUGUCUAUCUCUACUAGGAACAUGGCAGGGCCAAGGUGGAGAACAAUGGAAUGAAAAAACUUCCACAGUCCUACAGGUAUUGGUAUCCAUUCAAUCCUUGAUUUUGGUACCAGACCCAUAUUUCAAUGAGCCCGGCUACGAAGCUUCAAUGAAGUCUGACGAGGGCAAAAAAGCCAGCGAUGAUUAUAACAAAAGUAUACGAAUCCACUGUAUCAACCAUGCAAUGGUCAGCAUGCUGCAACACCCACCUCCCGGCUUUGAAAGUGUGAUACGCAAUCACUUCCACUUGAAGAAAGAUAGCAUACUGCAGGAGAUGCAGCAGUGGUCACGGUCCGGCGGCAAGUGUUCUCAGCUUGACUCCGCAACACACAGCCUGAAGAAAGAGCUGAAAAAGCUUACCCCACCCGCCAAGACUUGAGAGGGACGACUGGCUAGAAUUAACUCGUGGAAAAAGUGUGACGAACUCUUGGUGAAUAGUGUGAUGAACCACUAAGAAAGUGUGAAAAAGUGCUGAGCGAUUGUUUUUAGACUUUAUUAGACUGGAAUUAAGUCUCAACACUAAAAUAAAGUCUCAAAACUGUUCAUGAAUCAUAUUUUCCCCUAUGAUUUUUCCCAGUUCUGUACAAAGUGAACUUUCCGAUAUUUUAUGCCAUACAUUUUGGUAGGUAAUUGUUAACAAUGUGCUAAUGCAGUGUCAUAUUUCACAUUUGUGUCAUGGUUAAAUGAACCAAAGUUCACAGUAAAAGACCUGUUGAUAACAACCACUUGUGUUUAUCCUUGUUUUGCAUGGUAUUAUUAUUAGCUGGUCUGUUUGUUUAUGAAAACAAGACCAGGUAUUUUAAUAGACUUAGUGUCUUGACUGCAAUGGUUGUGCAAAAUCUUUCACCUUGAUCAAAGCUCAAAAAACAUUCAAGAUAUUUAAAUGAAACUUGCUACACAUGUUGUCAGAGACAAACACACUCUCGUAAAUCAACUUUGUUCAUAGCUCAAAAAAAAAUUCAAGAUAUUUAAAUGAAACUUGCCACACAUGUUGCCAAAAACAAAACACUCUUGUAAAUCAAGGCCCAUAACUCUGGUGUUAAUAAUUGUUGAGUUAUGCCCCUUUUUGACUUAGUAAUAGCAGAUAAGCGUUGAGAUACACCCCUCGGCACUCUUGAUUUUUAUAGUGUAAGUGAUACAUUGUACAUAGACUUGAAUUAAGUGUUCAUGUAAGUGAGCAAUUGGGCCGAUUGUUCAAAACCUUGUUAAAAUUCACAACAUUGUUAACGUCAUUGUUCUUUUCUUUGAAAUCUUUACAGUUCUGGAAGUUUAUUGGAUACACUAUAUUUCUAACAAGAUCUGAGCGAAAUGCUUCAGUUGUACUUGUUUAUAUUUAACUUUGUGAGCGCAUCAUCAUAUAGUUUAAAAGUCAACAACAAUGUCAUAAUGGUGUUGCUAACUUUAAUAAAGUUUUGAUUAGUGAGGCCAUUGUCUGUUUACUGUAGGUAUACAGUAUAAUUUCCAACCUGUACAAAUUUGGGACUUUCUAAGCUUUUAAUGAUUCUUUAUUUGUUAUCAUUUUUUGCUCUAAUCUUGUACAUGUAUAUUGCAUUUAUGGACCAUUGUGUAAAUGUUAUUUUCAGAGGGCAGUUAAGUUUCAUAUUUUCAUUUUGUAAUAACAAUUUCUAAGCCUAGUAGGUAUUUCAAGUAAAGGGCCCAUAUUCACCUAUGUCUUGAGUCUAAGUUUCAGACUCAGACUCAGAAAAACAAACAUAUAGUGGACUCACUUGUGAAUGAGUUGAAUACAUGGGAAUACACCACACUGGGGUGUAAAAAUGCUGUAACAUGAGCAAAGAUAGUAAACAUCUCUGUAUCUGUUAUAAAUCAAAUCUUCUACAAUCAGGUAUAUAUAUUUUGUUAUAAUUAGUUAUAUUUUAAAACAUUUAAGAUUUCAGUUUUCUGAGCCCGAAUGUCAAACUCUGACAUAAGACAUUACCGAAUAUGGCCCAAGAUUUCAUGAUAAUUGUAUUGAUGUUUCGUCGUAUUCUGCGCCAUACUACCAGUUUGUGCUCAGCCUAUGAAAAAUUGCCAUGCAAUGAGAGUUUGAUUAUAUUUUUCCAAAUGUUUGACUUAAAACUCAAUUGAAUUAAACCAAUGUGCUUGGUGGACUCAUAGUUUAAAUGAAUAUUUGUAAGUCUGAACUUAAUUUUCUAUUAAUCUAUUAUGUUUAAUAAAAUACUUUAUUAAGGCUGACAAUGUAAGCAUAUGAUAUAAGCUAUAGCAUGAUAGGGCAUAUGAAACCACAUUAAGUUGAUUAUUAUUUCUAAGUUCAUAUUUUGUGUAGUUGUAAAGUUGCACUUAAUGGCCCAAAUUUGGCACCAUUUCCAAGACUAAAACAUUUUGCUUUUUCCCUAAAGAUAAAAAAACUUCAAAUUUUUCGAUCCAAAAAAGGUCUAGUUAAAACAUUGGACCCCAAACCAUUUUUGUAUUGGUUAAUUCUUAAAAACAAAACAAAACUGUUUUGCCUUUUAUCUUUUCUUUCUAUUUUUUAAGCAUUCUAGUUAAAAUUGGAAUUCCUUUUUUAGUCAAAAUGAGGCAUUUUCCCAAUCAGACAUGACAUGGACCCAUACUGAAAAUAGUGAAAAUAAACUCUGUAUCAUUCUCCAGUUUGUUUACAUGUAGAGAAUGCAUGCAUUCCUUUUCUCUCCAUUGUAAAUGUAGUUUACUAGUAUACGUGUAUUUAUACUAAGUGCGAGUUGUAUAGGAUAGGUGUUAUAAACCAAAACUGAGUAAGGCCUAAAAAAAUAAAUUGUGUGGUUAGGGUAACAUGGCCCCCAAGAAUAGGUAGGGUAGGUAAGGAAUUUUUUUUUAGGUUUUUAGUUUGGUACAGGUUUGUUUGCUUUGUUUUUGUCCCAUUUCAACAGUAUUUCAGUUACAUUAGGAUAUUGCUGGGGCUCAAGAUUCGGUAACAAUGAUUUUCCUGGAUAAACAAACACUUAGAUUGAUAGACUGGCAUUCUCCCAACUGAGCUAGGCGAGUUUCGUUGUCAUUCGUUACACACCUUCCGAAAGCAAAACAUAUUGAUAAUUAAAUGACAAUAAUGACCUGCUUCAGCAUCUCAAAAACAUUUUCUGCCAUUUUCCAAGAAGUAAAGUUAGGAAUAUUUUAUAAACUGUACAAUGGCAACAGACCCAGGUUUCAGUCCCAGUUUAAAAUAAAGUCACAUUUUGUCAGGCACCAGCCUGUGUCAGAACUCUCAGAAUUUUAUAUUUCCGUUCUAUACUAGUAGUAUGUUUGCCCAGCUGCUAUUUUAUUUAAACUAUUUCUUUUAUGAUUGCAUCAUUGGAUAAAAACAUGACAAGUGAAAAGGGUCAUGUCUUGUCCUGCAGUGGUGGGUGGGGUAUAUUAAAAUUAGAAAACAUUCAAUUGACAGGAAUGUCGUACAUUUGUUCUUCAUCAAACGGGUCCAUGGCCCCUUGUCUGAUGUUGACAUGUCAAUCUCGGAUAUAGUGUAUUUUUUUCGCAAGUCCCACCAAAAAACAGUAGGGUCGGCGGUAUUUUCCAGGUAGGGUCGGGUGACCCGAACCACACAAUUUAUUUUUUAGACCUUAUUCGAUUGUUCAUUUCAAUUCAGUCAAAAAUAAGUUUCUAUACAAGAUAAAAAUAUACAUGCUUUGGUUAAACUAUCAAAAUGUCAGUAAAAUGUUUUGACAUGUCUUAUAUAUAUUAUUUUUUUUUAGAUGAAUUGUCAUUUAGAAUAGAGAUUUUGUAUACUACAGUCAAACCCCGAUGACUCAAACUGCCUCUAACCUUGGAAAAUUGAAGCCAUGCGGAAAUGUUUACCUUCAGUAUUAAGAAAUCGGUCCUUUACAUCCAGUUCGAGCCAAUGAGGAAUUGGAGCCAAGCAAGUUCAAGCCAUCGGGGUUCGACUGUACAAUGCGUAACCAAUACUCUUAAUAUUCAGUACCGGAAACUUAAGUACUUUAUGUAUGUUUUUGGUUUGUUGGUUCUUAAAAGAACUAUUUAGUGCUCAUCCUGUACAAGUCCCUCUGUAUUUCUCAUUGGUUGUGACAUUGGAUCUCUGGGGAUGACUGUGAUAUCAUAGAUCAUACUGUCUGCUUCAUUGACUGCCAAAAUUUCUCUUUCUGCUCAGGCAAAGUGUUGCAAAGUUUUAGUGUAUAGAAAUUAAGCUUACUUUUCUAACAUGAAAUCAUGUUAUUCAUCAUAGCAUAGGUAAGCGCACCUGACUGUGGGAAGCAGAGAAUGGUUUGUGGUGGGCUCAAGUCUCACCAUUGGCAACCACAGUACUUUCUUGCGUUACACUUCAUACAUACCGUGGGGAAAAAGACUGACAAAAUCAUGAUUAUAUGAAUAUGCAUGAGGCAGGGGAGACAACUCUUCUUCCAAUGAAAUUGCACACGACAAUUAAACACUCUUCAAUAACUCUGAACUGUUAGAUAACUCUGAACUGUUAGUUAUACCCCCCAAAACAAAGUUUGGGGGGGGGGGGUAUACUGGAAUCGGGUUGUCCGUCUGUCCGUCUGUCUGUCUGUCUGUCCGUCCGUUUUUUUUUUGUCCGGGAUUCAUCUUUGUCGUUAUUGAACAAAUCUUUUUCAAACUUUCAGAUAUUAAUGGCCAUGAUGUAAACUUGCGCCUCUGUGAAAUUGGUACGGGUCACAUGACCCUGACCAGAGUUAUCUCCCCUUGAUGUGUUAAAGUAGGCAAAAUAAGCCCUGUCCGGGAUUCAUCUUUGUUAUUAUUCAACAAAUCUUUAUCAAACUUUCAGAAAUUAAUGGCCAUGUUGUAAACUUUCGCCUCUGUGAAUUUGGUACAGGUCACAUGACCCUGACUGGAGUUAUCUCCCCUUGUUAUGUUAUGUUUUCAAAAUAUGUCUGAACGCAAUGGUUAAGUACAAUGAGAGGAAAUGCAGUGUACAAGAACCAUAGCUCUAUUUGAGCUAACUACAGAGUUAUUGCCCUUUGUUACAUAUUCUUGAUUACUCAAUGGAUUUGAACUAAACAACACACUUUGGUAAGGCAUGAUAAGUGGAAAUGGAGUGUAAAAUAACCUCAGAGUUAUGGCCUCUCUUCAAAGAAAUAGUGUGCCAUUCCUGUGUCCAGGCAGCAUUCGGGGGUAUUCUUUACUCCUGUGACAACUCUAGUUGUCUCUGUAGGCAAGUGGUAUAAGUGGUUGGUAUAAAAUUUGAACUGAUAACGGCACUGAGUUCAAUUCAAUCUUACGCCAGAAUACUUUUUCUACGGGAAAAUGUUAGUAUGAGGAUCUGUGCAUAUGUGAGAGUCAGAUUUCCGGGGAGGUUUCCUUGCGGAACUUAACUGCCUCAUUUAUUAUUCAUGAUUAUGAUAAUUUCUUAGCCAAAUCACCCAUGGUACCCAAUGAAGCGUAGCACAGAAGUGUAUCGGGGUUAUCUGGUGAUGAAGUCUUACCAAAGCUCUAAACUUUUGUCAAUUUACAUUAACAAAUGUUAUUUUUUUAAAGGAUGUCUAAUGUGGGUAUUUAUGGUCACAUGAUUUGUAUGGUGGCUGAGAUUACUGUCCUGUAAGGGAAGUAACUCUGCGUGGAGUUUGCAAGAGAGUAUGGAAUUUGUUACAGACCAAAAAAAGAAGCCUUGAUAGUAAUUGUAACCCUCAAUUGGACCAAACAGCUUUUUCUGUCAUACAUGUAUACAUGCUUGGUAUUUAUUCCAUGGUAAAUUUUAUUAAUGAAUAAUCAUAUUUUACAUCAACAAACCAUAUAGAUUUACAUUACUUGGGAUAUUUACAUUACAUAAUAUUAAAUAUAUAUUUUAGGAAUAAGUACUAAGUUUGUAUCUAUGAUGAGGAUGCUGGUGAUAAGCACAAUGACAUGUAACAAUAAUAUGAUACUGGACAUCCUUCAGCCGUUCAAUUAUGAACAUUAAAGAGAUGACAUUUUGUUCAUUAUUGUAUUUUUCUAAUUUUUUCAAUGACAACCUCUAACUAACAACUUUGAUAAGACUAAGAGACCAGGGGCUCUAUACAAUAGCCAACUUAAAUUUAACUCAUAGAGUAGGAUCUGAGUGUUUUGAUUGACUGAAUUUAAUCACUGAUGCAUGUCUUGAGGAUAGGAUUGUUUUGAUUGGACAGUAAAAUUAAUUGACCAAUGAACUGAAUUGAAUCAUUGAGGCAUGACUAAGGGGAAGGCUGGUUUUGAUUGGACUGUAAAAUUAAUUGGCAAAUGUACUGAAUGGAAUCACUGAGGUAUGUCUAAGAAUUUGAAUUCUAUUGAAUACAUAUUCUGAUGGAGCUAGGUUCCCUUCUGCGUCAUGUUUAUUCAUACGGUAAUAGCCGUCCAGUAAGUAAUUGGUUGGUACGGUAAUUGCAUUAUAAUGAAAUUUAGCCACUGAUCAAUAGCUUACUGGAUGGCUUCUUUGCAUACGAAUACAUUUAAACAAAUAAAUAUGGCAUGCUUUUAUUCAUUGAUAAAUGGUUAUUUGUCUAUAAUUCAAGAAAAUUAAGAACACUUUUGUGUUUCAAAAUGAAAUGGACUUUGUAAUUUAAAGUAAUCCAUCCAUCAUUAAUACAAAGACAUGCUAUUGGUAAAGAUGCAUUUUAAAGUUACAAAAUAUUAAGUUUAAAUAUUAUAUUUUUUUAAAGUAUUCACUGAAAGUUUUUUUUUAAUAUAUAGACAUUGUGUUUCUUAAGAAACAAAUAAAUAAAAUUGCUAUAUAAUCAUAGUAAAAUUCUGUAUGAUUACCUCCCUUUAAUAUAUCAUAAUAGCAGCAUCGUUAUGGUGUUUUCAAAUAUGAUAAUACUAUAAUGGUUUAUCAGUGCAAAUUGAACCUGAAAAUAAUCUUGAUGAUAAAGCUGCACUCUCACAGAUUGAACAUUUUGACAUUUUUUUUUGCCUUGGAACGAGCAAUUUUUUGCGAAAAUCCAUGGAAACCAGUUUUAUAAGACUGCUGACAAAAAAUUAGAUCGCAGAAUUUUAUAUUUAAGUUAAAAAAUUAAUGUCUUAUGCAGUUUUCUUAAACCGUUAUCACUUGUUUGCAGAUAUUUACGCAAAAAAUUUGCUCACUCUAAGACAAAAAAUAAAAAAAAGUUGUAAAAACGGUAAAUCUGUGAGAGUGCAGCUUUAAUAUCUUAAAUGCACUAUCUCAAUGAUGGAUGGCUUACCUUAAAUGGAGGAGUCUUGUUUGUGUAUUGUAUGUUGUUUAAAGAAACAAUCAUGUUUUCAAUACAUGUAUAUUUGUAUGUCUGUUUACAUUUUGUAGAAUGUUGGAUAUUUGUUUAUCAUGUUAUGCAUUUUGUUAUGAAUCAUUGUUAAAAUUUCAGAUCAAAUUGACUUAAUUGUUAAAAAUUAAAUUGUCAAGUAUA